Dendroctonus ponderosae (mountain pine beetle) is the source of this 1771-nucleotide messenger RNA. RefSeq names its product ras-related protein Rab-9A. Gene Ontology annotation, molecular function: GTP binding; GTPase activity. The record is from RefSeq and is a predicted model, not a curated record. Bases 164 to 814 code for a protein of 216 amino acids. Lineage: Eukaryota; Metazoa; Arthropoda; Insecta; Coleoptera; Curculionidae. Gene Ontology annotation, biological process: retrograde transport, endosome to Golgi. The transcript is spliced from 5 exons. Gene Ontology annotation, cellular component: lysosome; phagocytic vesicle; late endosome.
GGUUAUCAUCUGAUUUUGACGUCUAUUUGUUUUCAGUUGACGUUUACCUUGCUAAAUAAUUUCCUCAAUUUUUCCCAUAGCUGAAUUUGAAAACUAACUUAAUUCCAGUGCAAGAAAUUAAUAUUAUGGGUAAACAACAUUUAUAAGCUUUAAAACAUCUAACAUGAGAUCAGCAACUAAAAAUCCUCUACUUAAAGUAGUAAUAUUGGGUGACGGGGGAGUGGGCAAAAGCUGCUUAAUGAACCGAUUUGUAUCAAACGAAUUUGACGAGCAUUCUUUUCACACUAUCGGUGUGGAAUUUUUAAAUAAGGAUUUGGAAAUUGAUGGACAGACGUACACGUUACAAAUUUGGGACACUGCAGGACAAGAGCGAUUUAAAACUUUAAGAACCCCAUUUUAUAGGGGAAGUGAUAUUUGUAUGUUGACCUAUGCUAUUGAUGAUAAAGCGAGUUUUAAAAACUUAGAGAUAUGGCGGACAGAGUUUAGUUAUUAUGCAGACCUUAAGGACAAUAAUGCAAUCCCCUUUAUAGUUGUAGGAAAUAAGUCAGACGUGUCAAGUGAACAUAGAGAGGUUUCCAUGCUAGAAAUGGAAACUUGGUGCAAUGAGAACCAUAUCACUUCUUGCAUAGAAACCUCAGCGAAAAACGCCAGCAAUGUCCAAGAAGCUUUUAGGAUGGCUGUGCAGCAUUGGAUAAGGCUAGAAUCGCGAGCAGACAAAAAUCAGACCAUAGUCAAUGAUACUGUUAAUUUGUCUAAAAACCAAUCAGAUGUUAAGACGUCGUGCUGUGGUGGAAGUGGAGAUGAGACAAACUAAUUUUGUAAAACCAAAAUGUCCAUUUUGUUUAUCUACCUUUGGUGCCUAUUUUUUAAUUCGAAAUAGCCUAACAUCCGACAUUGACGAUUGGCUGCAGUAUAUUAUUUUUUUAUAUGAGAUUAAGUAGUUUUAUAUAAUCGAUAAUAAGCAUUACUUUUCACAACCCUGAAUAUACAUUCUGUUAUGCAAAUAUAGACACAUCAGUUUAUUACAUAUUUACGUUCUCAUUGUAUUCUUACUUACACAGGUACUUUGUGGACGGAAUGUGAUUGUUUCAUAUCAAUAAAUUUGGCGUAGCGUGCGGAUUAUGAAAGUAUUAAUGGUGAAUGGUCAGUAUUCUAUGAAAUGAAUGAUGGAUAUUACGUAUGAAAAGAGGGAAUGGCUUAAGACACGAAUCAUAGCUUUUAAACAUUGAUAUAUAGAAGGUGCUUAAACUAGUUUACAGCUGUAAAUGGUGCGUAUUGUGUUAUUAAUAAGUAGGUAUUCCACUUUAUCAAAAAAGACACAUCUUUCAACGAAACAUUAAAAAACGUUUGUAUGCUCGUUUUUCAUUACUAUUUUGUUAAGGUAUAUGAAGGAUUAUUUAAUUCUAGUAAUCAAGGCAAGGAAUAAAAUAUUGUGUAACUCAAAUUAGCAUUUUACUUCUACAUCUUCUGAUCCAUGUAAUAUAGUAAAAUGUGUCUUUAGCUAGUAGUGAUAAAUGACAGUUUAAAUUCAGGCACUGCAUUGUAAAACUUAAAACACGCAAUCAACAACGAUCCGAUUAAUUUUUACUAAAUUAAGUAUCGAUAGUAUUGUCUGUUUUCCAUUGAGCAAAGCUGAAAUUUGUUAAAUUCCCACAUUGUGACAUGUUUGAUGUUCAAAAUCGUUGCGUGCAUUUAAUAGCUGUGAGCUUUUGCAUUAUAUGAUGAUUCAUGUAAUCAUAAUUCAAUGUAAUAAAAUGUCUAUAAAGUUAAA